This is a messenger RNA of Pterocles gutturalis (yellow-throated sandgrouse), 1426 nucleotides long. RefSeq names its product phenylalanyl-tRNA synthetase, beta subunit (gene FARSB). Gene Ontology annotation, cellular component: phenylalanine-tRNA ligase complex; cytoplasm. Lineage: Eukaryota; Metazoa; Chordata; Aves; Pterocliformes; Pteroclidae. The record is from RefSeq and is a predicted model, not a curated record. The transcript is spliced from 12 exons. Gene Ontology annotation, biological process: phenylalanyl-tRNA aminoacylation. Gene Ontology annotation, molecular function: RNA binding; magnesium ion binding; phenylalanine-tRNA ligase activity. The coding region runs from base 139 to 1314 and encodes 391 amino acids.
AGGAAAAGAGCAUUAGUAGCAAUAGGCACCCAUGACUUGGACACCAUCUCUGGUCCAUUUACUUACACAGCUAAAGCACCUUCUGAAAUUAAAUUCAAGCCCUUGAAUCAAUCCCAGGAGUACACAGCUUCACAAAUUAUGGACCUGUAUAGGACUGACAGCCACCUUCGGCACUAUUUACACCUGAUUGAAAACAAGCCACUUUAUCCUGUCAUUUAUGACAGCAACGGUGUUGUUCUCUCCAUGCCACCAAUCAUCAAUGGAGAUCAUACAAAAAUAAGUGUAAACACCAGAAACGUGUUUAUUGAAUGUACAGGCACAGAUAUUACAAAGGCAAAAAUUGUUCUUGAUAUUAUAGUCACGAUGUUUAGUGAAUAUUGUGAGAAGCCAUUCAGUGUUGAAGCAGUAGAAGUAGUUUAUCCUAAUGGGAAGACCCACAUCUAUCCGGAACUGGCUUACCGAAAAGAGAAGGUGAAACCUGAACUCAUUAACAAGAAAAUAGGAAUCAGUGAAACUCCAUCAAGCCUUGCAAAGCUGCUGACUAGGAUGUGUUUGAAGUCACACGUCAUAGGGAAUGGGAACAAUAUAGAGAUUGAAAUCCCUCCUACCAGAGCGGACAUUAUCCAUGCAUGUGAUAUCGUAGAAGAUGCAGCAAUAGCUUAUGGUUAUAACAACAUUCAGAUGACUAUUCCGAAAACGUACACCAUAGCUAAUCAACUCCCCCUCAAUAAGCUCACAGAACUUCUGAGACUGGACUUGGCAGCUGCUGGAUUUACUGAAGCACUCACUUUUGCCCUGUGUUCUCAAGAAGACAUUGCAGAUAAACUUGGCACGGAUAUCUCUGCAACAAAAGCAGUGCGCAUCGCAAACCCCAAAACUGCAGAAUUUCAGGUGGCACGUACAACCCUCCUUCCUGGGCUACUGAAAACUAUUGCUGCUAACCGAAAGAUGCCCUUGCCUCUGAAACUCUUUGAGAUUUCUGACAUUGUAGUAAAAGAUCCCAAUACAGAUGUAGGUGCAAGAAACUACAGGCAUUUCUGUGCUGUUUACUACAACAAGAGCCCAGGGUUUGAGAUUAUCCAUGGUUUGCUGGACAGAGUCAUGCAGCUUCUAGAAGUACCACCAAAUGAAGAGAAUGGCUACACGAUCAAGGCAACUGAAGGCUCUGCUUUCUUUCCUGGUCGCUGUGCUGAGAUCUUUGCCAAAGGUCAAAGCAUUGGGAAACUUGGAGUCCUACACCCCGAUGUUAUCACCAAGUUUGAGCUCACCAUGCCAUGCUCUGCCCUAGAGAUCAAUAUUGAACCCUUCGUGUGACGACGGGACUUUUAUCCUCCUACAGCUGUCUGCUGUCACAUGCAGCACCCUCUGCUCUUUUGUCUUUCUCUGCAGGGGACAUCCGCAUAUGAUUUUAUAUUCCAAUAAACUA